Punctularia strigosozonata HHB-11173 SS5 is the source of this 1391-nucleotide messenger RNA. RefSeq lists its product as uncharacterized. Gene Ontology annotation, cellular component: nucleus. The coding region runs from base 100 to 1236 and encodes 378 amino acids. The record is from RefSeq and is a predicted model, not a curated record. NCBI's taxonomy places the organism in Eukaryota, Fungi, Basidiomycota, Agaricomycetes, Corticiales, Punctulariaceae. The transcript is spliced from 6 exons. Gene Ontology annotation, biological process: poly(A)+ mRNA export from nucleus.
GCGACGACUCCGUGUUACGCAUUUUGGCGUGCCACUUCGUCACUUUCCGUGCGGUGCAACGCCUUCAGCCACCAGCGCCCGCUUCCUGCUCCGACCAUCAUGGCCAACGCUGUCGACCUCGAGCGCGACAUCUUCGGCGGCUCCGACUCUGAGCUCUCCUCAGAGGAAGACGAUGUCCCGCAGCAGCGCCUGAGGGUGUCUCCGCCGCGCAGGGCGGCAAUAGAUGAGGAAGAGUCGUCGGCCGAGUCGGGCAGCGGGGACGAUUAUGCAGGUGAAAAGCGGCCCGCCUCACAAGCGAAGCGGCCGAGGAAGCAGCGGAGGCAGCGGGGAGAGGAGGGAGACUCGCGUCCCAGGGAGAGGAAGCGGAAGCGAAGGCCGCAGACGGUCGAGGACCUGAGCGAGCUGCCGCCCGAGCAAGCCAAGAAAUUGCAGCUUGACAUGCAGAUCGAGGCGAUACUGAAGCCGAAGAAGGCGGCGCGCAAGACGAAGAAGAAAAAGGGCGCGGACGAGGAGGUGCUUGACCGGUUCGCGGACGAGGAGGUGUCGCGUCUGCGGGAGGCUAUGCUUGCCGCCGCGGAUGACGACGAGCAGGCGAACAAAGAGAAGCUGCCUGCCACGUCCAAGUUGCGCCUGCUACCACAGGUGAUGGACGUGCUUCGCAAGUCGUCCCUCGAACAAUCCAUCAUUGACAACAACCUUCUCGAAGGUGUCCGGCGCUGGCUCGAACCCCUGCCGGACAAGUCGCUCCCGGCACUCAACAUCCAGCAGCAGUUCUUCCGCGAGCUGCCGACGAUGAAGUUCAUCGACGCCUCCGUCCUGAAAGAGUCGGGCCUCGGCCGUAUCGUGCUCUUCUACACCAAAUGCAGGCGCGUGACGCCGGACGUGCAGCGCACUGCGCACGCGCUCGUCGCCGCAUGGUCCCGGCCGAUCAUCAAGCGCUCCGCGAGCUACCGCGACCGCGUCGUGCCGAUGGCGGAGUCGUCCGGCGGCGCCGGAGGCGAGCGGUUGGGCAAGAUACUCGAGCGCGCGAAGGAGAGCGAGAAGGGGCGGGUGAGGAAGAAUGCGGUCUCGAUCCCGCAGAGAGAGCUCGGGACGUAUACUGUAGCGCCUCAGAGCUCGGUGAUGAGCGCGGGCAAGGCAAAUGUCGAGGCGAGCGUGAGGAUGGACAACGAGAGGAGGAUGAAGAACGCGGAGCGGCUGCGGAGUUUGACGAGGAAGAUGAACCUCAAGGGUUAGAGAGGGUCGCAGUAUAUGCCUUCUUCAUCGUUGUUAUUCGUGUGGGUAAUGGCCGUGUUUCUUGUAGAUCGUUCAAUGUGCUAUCAUAGGUUCUGGCUUGCUUGUAUUCCUGAAGGGCUGAAGAAUGGCAUCCAUUCUCUUGCUUUUGCGACUGG